AUGGCCAACCGACGGAGUGGCCAAAUAGGAUUUGAUCAGUCGUCAACAUCAGUUAGCUCACCAGCUUCGAAGAAACCAAAUCUAGGAAUAUCCAUUAACCAUUAUAAUCCAACGCCAUCACCAUUCAAGAAGCCUGUAGAUCUCACCAUGUCUAUGAAUGAUCACAAUUCCAACAGUGGUGGUGGUGGAAGAGAAGAUGAAGAAGAUAGAGAUCAAAGCGAGGAGAUUAACGAGGGCGCCGUUGAGUUCCCAAUGCGUAGGACAAGAGGCAGGCCUACAGGUUCAAAGAACAAGCCAAAACCGCCCGUAUUUGUGACGAAGGACAGUCCUAAUGCGCUGCGCAGCCAUGUUAUGGAGGUUGCAAGUGGCUCUGAUGUGGCGGAGAGCAUAGCUGAAUUUGCAAGAAAAAGGCAAAGAGGAGUUUGUGUUUUGAGUGCGAGUGGGAUAGUUAAAAAUGUGACAAUUCGGCAACCUUGUGAUUCUGGUGCAGUAAUGGCUCUACAUGGCCGCUUUGAAAUCCUCUCCUUGACUGGUGCUUUUCUCCCUGGGGCGGUGCCACCGCUGGGAUCCACAGGGCUGACUAUAUACUUAGCCGGCGGUCAGGGACAGGUGGUGGGAGGCAGUGUGGUGGGUUCUCUGGUGGCUGCUGGCCCAGUAAUGGUGAUUGCUUCUACGUUUUCGAAUGCUACUUAUGAGAGGUUGCCUUUGGAUGAGGAAGAAGAAGCUGCUGCCGCCACCGGGGGUGUUGCAGACGGAGGACAGGCUGGCAUUGGUGGUGGUGAUAUGGGUGAACCGCCGGCUUUGGCAGCAUAUAACAUGCCACUUCGGAACAGGGGAGAAUUGAACCAUAGUUCAUUUUCAUGGAGUCAUGGCCCUGCAAAUUACUAG
Messenger RNA from Fraxinus pennsylvanica, 888 nucleotides. The record is from the annotation of a GenBank genome assembly. Lineage: Eukaryota; Viridiplantae; Streptophyta; Magnoliopsida; Lamiales; Oleaceae.